This is a messenger RNA of Rhodofomes roseus, 1499 nucleotides long. RefSeq lists its product as uncharacterized. The record is from RefSeq and is a predicted model, not a curated record. The coding region runs from base 243 to 1298 and encodes 351 amino acids. Gene Ontology annotation, biological process: regulation of DNA-templated transcription. Lineage: Eukaryota; Fungi; Basidiomycota; Agaricomycetes; Polyporales; Fomitopsidaceae. The transcript has 5 exons. Gene Ontology annotation, molecular function: zinc ion binding; protein binding; sequence-specific DNA binding.
GUUUCAUAUGCGUUUGAAUCCCUGAUGGUUGUGAUUAGAGAGGAGCAGGACGACUCCGAGGGACGAACACGCGUCUACGUUCCGUCGCCCAAAAAGGCAAGCCGAAGUGCAAGAAGGUUAGCGCCGGCCACAUCUGCACCCGUUUCUGUCGCACUUUCGUAAAGCAGUGACAUAACUCUGUCUUGACCUCAAAAUGCGCGUGCAGUCCCUCCGAAUCCCCACCUUCCUCACGACUUCCCACCAUGUCCCUCGCAGAGGCCAUGCCACAACACAUCGUCGCGUCGGCGAGUAGCACGCCGACCUCGUCGAACCGCGAGUCGGCCGCACCCAACGCGAGCGCGAACACGAACACGAGCCCCAGCGCGAAGUCAAGAGACAGCAGGAGCUUCGAAUUCACGAGGCGGAAACGAUGGGCCGACCUGCUCGUCACGGAGCUGCGCGAGGCGAUCAUGCUCGUCCUCUCGCCGGCGUGCAAAGUGUGGUACUGUGGCACGGCGGUAGAGGAUCUACUCGGUUGGAAAGAUGAGGACUUGGUAGACGGUGACAUUACAGAUCUCAUGAACGUGGACGAUCGCCCCAGCUUCCGCAGCCACUUCCAAGAGAGCCUGCACGCGAGAGGCUCACUGCUCACGUACGCGCGGUUGCAAUGCAAGAAUGAGUUCUAUAUGGCCAGUGACUACUCGUCCCGCCCUCGAGAGGUGCUCUUCGAAAUCACCGGCAAACCGCACUUCUUUCCCGACUCGGAUGACUUCAGAUGCUUCUUCGCCGUGGCAAAGCCCUACCCAAGUAGGAACACCGCGAUGGUCAACACAUUCCUCGAGCUGAAAAUGGAGAACGAACGCCUGCAACAACGCGUCACCCACCUCCGCGCACAGGCUAAGGCUCUGAAUGUGAUGUUCCCGUCGGCCUCGCCCACUCUUUCGUCAGCCUCUUCUGUGACUCAACUCGCUCCGCACGUGUCCCAACGAACUAGUGAUGGUUUGUAUACUAUCUUCGAUGAAACACUAGCUGGGGGCACGAGCUUCGGCGGUCAAGGGCAUGAUGCGUUAAACGACGCAGACGAUGACGGUUCAGACCCGAACGGCUCAAGGAAGAAGGCGAAACGGAUAUUCAACGGAGGAGAACAACACGUCUGCCAGACGUGCGGCCGCACGGACUCGCCCGAAUGGCGCAAGGGACCUGGAGGCCCCAAAACCCUUUGCAACGCGUGUGGUCUGCGCUGGGCGAAGAAGUUGCGUACGGAUAAGUCGGGCGAAGGGACUGGUGGAAGCGCCGACGGCGACUCUGUCAUCUUCUGAUGCUUGACCCGCCGCAUCCUGCUCCACAUGUUGUAAUCGGGUCGAUUUCUUGGUGCUCACUACGUUCCAAUACACGAUGAUCAGCCAACGUCGAUGUUUUAAGUUAUUGCAUGGACAUGGCGCCCCUCUGUAGCAUACCUGUAGUACGCACCUUUUCUUGUCACGCUAUCAAUACAACACUGUUGUUCAUUGCAUCACAUC